Molecule: messenger RNA, 2712 nt
Organism: Penicillium antarcticum
Lineage: Eukaryota; Fungi; Ascomycota; Eurotiomycetes; Eurotiales; Aspergillaceae
Product: putative quinate pathway repressor protein QutR
Exons: 2
Coding region: 1-2712 (903 amino acids)
Biological process (GO): chorismate biosynthetic process
Molecular function (GO): 3-dehydroquinate dehydratase activity; 3-phosphoshikimate 1-carboxyvinyltransferase activity; shikimate 3-dehydrogenase (NADP+) activity
Source: RefSeq, a predicted model, not a curated record
AUGUCUAUUCUAGCACGCCCCCCAAAGCGGAAACUACACGAGGUCGAGACGCUAGAAGAUGGCUCUCGAAAUUAUAGUCCCAGUGGGCUCGCAACGCCCGUCAUCUCCAUGUCUCGGCCACCUUCUCGUCGGUCGAGCGAGCACCGAGAAGCAUCCGACUCACAUUCGCUGCCGUCCUUGCGGGAACUUCACUCCAAUCGCGGAUCGCCCGUUAUGUUCGAGAACAGUCACCUCCAGACCCAUCGUACCUUCAGUCCGAAGGCAUCCAUCGUCUUGAUCGGAAUCCGCGGAACGGGCAAGUCGAGUCUCGCGGUCAUCCUCGCCGCGACCUCCGGCCGGCGCUUGAUCGAUGCAGACCGCUACUUCCAACAAAUUGUCGGAUGUUCUCGUGCUGCUUUCAAGAAGGAGAACGAUGGCUUUGUGUAUCGACACCAGGAGGCGCGGGUCAUGGAGUCGAUGCUGGCGGACAACCAAGAGGGAUGCGUGAUAGCGUGUGGGGCUGGAUCGAUGGAGCGCAACGGGCAAAGACUUCUCAGGGAGUACGCCCAAACACAUCCAGUGAUACACGUCAUUCGGGACCCAGAAAGCAUCCAGUCUUACCUCAAGGCUUGGGAUACACAAAAGGUCCGCCACUUCCUCGAGAUAUCCGGUCCGAUCUACCGAGGCUGUUCCAAUCUUGAGUUCUUCAAUCUCUCGGAGACCAGAGGUGACAACGUGGACAAGGACGAUGACAAUGCCUCGCCAGCUCAUAAAAUCGAACCCCGGUCACAUACCCCCAUCCCGUUCCUGACUCUAAAAAGAGUCCAACGGGAUUUCCUUCGGUUCAUUGCGUUCAUCACUGGCGACAUCGCAGAACUGAACAGUCAACAUGCAUCUUUCCCACUUUCGCUGCUACCCGUGGAGUCUCGGACGUACACAUCUGCGGUCUCUGUUCCGCUCUCUAAGCUGGGCGAGAAAGGUAUCGACAUUGAGGAGCUAGAGUUCACUGUCGAUGCUUUCGAGCUGGCAAUCGACGUCGCAGACCCUUCGGCUCAGCCGGAACUGGACUCAAAUAUCGCAGACAGCAUCAGUCAAGCCGUGGCAACCAUUCGCCGUAAUAUCAUCGUCCCCCUGAUCUACCAUGUCGAAAGUUAUACCACUCCUGGCAGCACCUCAUCACCCACCCGCGCUCCUGUACGGUGUACCGACGAGAAUUAUCUGAACCUCGUUCGGCAUGGGCUACGCCUCUCUACAGGAUUCCUCACUGUGGACCUUACUCGUGAUGAUCACAUUAUAUCCCAGAUCAUUUCCGCAAGUGGUCGUACUCGAAUCAUCGGGCACUUCGAAGCCUUCCAACCUUUGCCAGGAGGCUGGGAUGGAGAUGAAUAUAUGAAAGUCUACGAACGGGCCAAACGACUGGGAUGUGACGUUGUGCGGCUAUUCCAGCCCGCUGAAUCUGCGGAAGAUAAUCUGGCGGUGCAGCGAUUCCGCCAUCGAGUGCAAAGUUUGCCCGUUUCGGGGCUUCCUUUAAUUGCCUACAACACAGGCCCUCUCGGCCGCAUGUCUCGCUGUUUCAAUCCAAUCCUCACCCCUGUCACACAUCCAUCUUUGGUUACUCAACCGUCAAACCAAUUACGUUCAAAUAUCACAGCCCGUGAAGCACAGCAGGCACUCUACAGCUCCUUUGCGUUAGAUCCUAUGCAGUUCUUUGUCUUCGGUGCAAAUACUACAUACAGUAUGUCACCAGCGAUGCACAAUACAGCAUUCAAAAUAUGUGGCUUGCCGCAUAAGUAUUCGAUCCACCAAUCGCCCACUUUGCGUGGGUUGAACGAUCUAGUCGAGAAUCAAUACUUCGGCGGAUCCAGUGUCAGUCUUCCAUACAAGACUGAGUGCAUUCCCCUACUUCAUUCAAUGUCUACCCACGCCCGCGCCAUUGGCGCCAUCAAUACCCUCAUUCCUAUCCGAAACUUCAGUGACACCAACAACCUCCUUCUACAAGAAUCAUCAGUCUUCCUUGAAAAGAGCCACGCAGGCCCCAUCAAGGGUCUUCAUGGUGACAACACCGAUUGGAUUGGUAUUUGCAAUUGUAUUCGCCGAGGUCUGUCACCUGCAAACGCGGUUCGGCCAUCAUCUACCGGCCUCGUCAUCGGAUCUGGUGGAAUGGCUCGUGCUGCGAUCUACUCAAUGAUCCAUCUCGGCAUACAGAAUAUCUUUGUCCACAAUCGUACCCUCGCCAACGCAGAGAAGCUGGCACAUCAUUAUAACCGACAAGACCUCCACCCCAAAGAGGCGCAUGGAUCUGGACGUCCCACGGUCCGCAUCAUUGCUUCACUCUCAGACCCCUGGCCUGCCGAUUUCAAGCAACCCACUGUUGUAGUCUCGUGUAUUCCAGCUCACAGCAUUGGCGGUCAGCCAGCACCGAACUUCCACAUGCCCACGCAAUGGCUGGAAAGCCCGACAGGUGGUGUUAUCAUUGACCUGGCAUACAAACCCUUGAACACCCCUCUCAUGAAACAAACUCGCGCCCUAUCCCAUCGUGGGUGGGUAGCAUUGGAUGGUCUUGACGUCCUCCCCGAACAAGGUUUUGCUCAAUUCGAAUUAUUCACAGGCCGCCGUGCGCCUCGUCGCGUCAUGCGGAGUAUCGUGCUCCAGGAAUACAAGGACGACGAAGGAAAUGAUGACCAUGACGCGAUUCAAGACCGCCUACAGCAGAUGGACGGGCAGCCAAGCUGA